This is a messenger RNA of Alosa sapidissima (American shad), 2354 nucleotides long. Its product is annotated as gamma-aminobutyric acid receptor subunit alpha-5-like. The record is from RefSeq and is a predicted model, not a curated record. Gene Ontology annotation, molecular function: inhibitory extracellular ligand-gated monoatomic ion channel activity; GABA-gated chloride ion channel activity; transmitter-gated monoatomic ion channel activity involved in regulation of postsynaptic membrane potential. Lineage: Eukaryota; Metazoa; Chordata; Actinopteri; Clupeiformes; Clupeidae. Gene Ontology annotation, biological process: nervous system process; regulation of postsynaptic membrane potential; gamma-aminobutyric acid signaling pathway. The transcript has 10 exons. Gene Ontology annotation, cellular component: dendrite membrane; postsynapse; neuron projection. The coding region runs from base 464 to 1891 and encodes 475 amino acids.
CAAGAGCGACUUAAUCAGCUCUGGAAGCUCCAGGGUUUUGUUUUGUGGAACGAACACUAUUAUAGUUAAUAGAAUCACUGGACGGAAUAAAAUAAAAUAAAAAAUAGGUGUAGCGCAUAAUGAGAGUUGCGCCGGGGGUGAAAAGGGGAAAAGUCUCUCCCGUGGAAAGGGCGGGCUGUCCGCUGUGACAGCACUGGACAACCAACUUCCAAUCAAGGGUAUGCUAGACAGUAUUGUCUCUCCCGUGAAUGCUGAGUUUAUACUCGUCCCAGGCUUUGGAGAAUGCGUAGCAGGACUGAGGCACGCAUCACCCGCUGUGAGUUCGCAGUCAUUUCUCGAUUGAACAGGAACGAACAAAACAAGAGUCCUACAACCAGAGGUGAAAUCAGAGCGGACAAUCUCCCAGUGGCGGCGACCUACCUAUACUCUCUGUGUUGCGGAUUUUGAACCCCUCCUCAAUGGCAUGCCACUCGAGCCGGUAGCAAUGGCACGAACCCACUCAGGGCAAGAGAAGGGGAUGGGCUGCGUCCUCAGACCGAGCCGCAUCCUGGCGUCUAUGCUGCUGCUGUUCGUCACCUGCCAGACUAGUUUUUCUGAUACUACAGAAGAGCCCCUGAAAGAAGCUGAGGCAAAUGACAACAUAACAAUAUUUACACGAAUAUUAGAUGGACUACUGGAUGGCUAUGACAACAGGCUACGUCCAGGUCUGGGAGAGAAGGUUACAGAAAUAAAAACCGAUAUAUUUGUUACAAGCUUCGGCCCAGUCUCAGAUACUGAAAUGGAGUACACGAUCGACGUGUUUUUCCGGCAGAGCUGGAAGGACGAGCGGCUUAGCUUCAAAGGACCCAUGGAGAGGCUCCCUCUCAACAACCUGCUGGCCAGCAACAUCUGGACGCCUGACACUUUCUUCCUCAACGGGAAGAAGUCCAUCGCUCACAACAUGACCACCCCCAACAAGCUCCUGCGACUGCAGGAUGAUGGAACACUGCUGUACACCAUGAGGUUAACCAUAUCGGCCGAGUGCCCCAUGCAGUUGGAGGACUUCCCUAUGGACGCCCAUGCCUGCCCCCUGAAAUUUGGAAGCUAUGCUUAUCCAAUCUCUGAGGUGGUCUACAUUUGGACCAAGGACUCCACUACGUCUGUGGUGGUAGCUGAGGACGGCUCGAGGCUUAACCAGUACCACCUGAUCGGUCAAACCGCUGGCACAGAGAAUAUCUACACCAGCCGAGGUCAGUACACAGUGAUGAUGGCCCACUUCUACUUGAAGAGAAAGAUUGGCUACUUCGUCAUCCAGAUCUAUAUGCCCUGUUUCAUGACGGUCAUCCUGUCUCAAGUGUCCUUCUGGCUCAACCGAGAGUCAGUGCCAGCAAGGACCGUCUUUGGUGUGACCACGGUACUGACCAUGACCACGCUCAGCAUCAGUGCCCGCAACUCCCUCCCCAAGGUAGCCUACGCCACCGCCAUGGACUGGUUCAUCGCCGUGUGCUACGCAUUCACCUUCUCUGCGCUUAUUGAGUUUGCCACAGUCAACUACUUCACCAAGAGGAGCUGGGCCUGGGAUGGCAAGAAGGCCAUGGAGGCACAGCAUCCCAAGAAGCGAGACCCCUUAAUGCUGUCCAAGAAGCCCAACAACGUGUGCUCCGCCGGGGUCAACUUCACGCCCAACCUGACCAAAGACGUGGCCAUCUCCACCAUCUCCAACAGCACCACCAUCCAGAUGCGUGCGGCCGAGGCGCGCGAGCCAGACCCCAAAAAGACAUACAACAGCGUCAGCAGGAUCGACAAGAUGUCGCGCAUCAUCUUCCCCGUGCUCUUUGGGACCUUCAACCUGGUGUACUGGGCCACCUACCUCAACCGGGAACCCGUCAUCAAAGGGGCCAUGUCGCCCUAGAGAAGAAUGCUGCUCUGUCUUGUCAACAUCUACUCUCUCCUCUCAACCCGAACACACACACACACACACACACACACACACACACACACACACACACACACACACACCAUAUUACCUUAGAAUUUGUGACCAGGAUCAUGGAUGACGUGGAGCUGAUGCUUUCUGAUCAUCUGUUCAUAUGUCCAUACGUUCAUGCAUUCACCUCUUCAUAAUGGGAGAUGGACUACCAUGUCCAUAAAGUAUUUUGCAUGAUAGAAGCAGAAAAAAAGAAGAACAAAACUGAAAUACAGUUGCCAUGUAUGCCUUGACAAUUUCUACUGUAUAAUCCCCUUGCUUACUUUUCAUAUAAAUGUCGCCAUUGCCAUUGAAGUCCUUUCCACCUCCCUUGUACAAACAAACAAACAAACAAACAAUUUUUUGUUUUGGGAAAGAAAACAAAACAAAGCAUCCCAUCCCAAAUCUG